Molecule: messenger RNA, 3321 nt
Organism: Talaromyces marneffei
Lineage: Eukaryota; Fungi; Ascomycota; Eurotiomycetes; Eurotiales; Trichocomaceae
Exons: 1
Coding region: 1-3321 (1106 amino acids)
Source: RefSeq, a predicted model, not a curated record
AUGUCAAAUCCGGAGUCACAAUCCCCGUCCGAGCAGCGAUUGAAACCCCUGAAUCAGGAAGAAGUAUCCAGGACAAGGAGCAGCGAAGCCAGCACCAUCUUUAGCAGCAGUAACGAAGAUAAAGAAAAUAGACCUCCACCGACGACUCCUCCACAGCCACAGUUCACUCAAUAUAUUCCGGAAGAUGACAGUGAUGAGCAAGGUUACCUUAUACCAAUACCUUCAGUAGAAUACGAUGAUGAGGACCGCGUUGAAUACGGAAAGGACCCGAUAAGAUUACGAAUGGCGUUGGACUUUUUGGAACAAAGAAUGCAAGACAUUGAUGACGAGAGAAGGAGCUGGUAUGGCGAGGAUGCAGAGGAAGCAAUGGAAUAUCAGUUCAGAUUUACUCCAGACGAAAUACAAGACAGAGCGGCGGCGAGACACGGUGGGCAGACUUUUUAUCAGCACAUGGUAGAAAUUGGCCAGGCGCUGGAUUUUAAUCGUAUUGUGGGGGAUGAAACGGAAUCGCAGCUUAAUGAGAAUCUUGCGGAGAGGGAAGCAGAGUGGAGGGAUGGAACUCAUCCGGAUGCUGUACCAGAAAGCGAUCACGGCGGUGGCGACGAUCAUGGCGAUAGACAUAAUCACAAUAAUGAACAUGGUCAGGGCGAUAACCAUGAUAAGGGGGAUGAUGGAGAUGAAGAUGGAGAUAAAUGCAAUGGAAGGGGAUCAACUGAAUCGUCAGAAAGUGGACACCGAGGCGACGAUGAAGACGAAAGUAGUACAUCAUCGACGGAUAGCACCAGAUCGAUUCCGAGACCUGGGUCGGGGUCUAGGAAUCCGAAAAGAAGAAUACGAUCAAGCGGUACAUCGGAUAGUGGGAGGGCAUCAAAAGAACCAGAGACUUCUCAUCAAAGAAAUAGCGUUGAUGAAGCAGCAGCACGGCAACUUCGGUUUGACUUGCACCAGCAGCAACAACCAGAGCAGACAGAGGAAGAAUACAUACAACAACAGGAAGAUAGAUAUAGGCAAUGGAAACGGUUAUCAGAUAUUCCAGAAAGCCCACAACCAGACAAGGAGCAACAAGAAGAGUCAGAGGAAGAGAGGCAGCAACGGGGAGAGAUGAUGCUGGAGGCCCAAAGAAGGCAAUCAAACGCACAAGAACUAGAAGAGAUGCAGCAGAAUCGACAGCAUUUACGAGAUGCACUCCAAGAAUGGCGGACAAUACAGGAUACACAGCGGGGUUUGACAGAGGAGCAACAAGAAACACGGCGACAACAAAUGGGCCAGCUCUCCGCCCUACGGCGACGAAUGUGGGAGUUAGGGCAACGGCAGCACAUACAUAUGUUAGAAUCACAGAUAUUGGAUAGAGAAUGGGACGAGCAACGAUUAGACGAACAGCUUGACCAAGUACAGGGUCAACGGGAGAGUCUACGAAACCAACUACAACAACUGCAACAGUUGAUGCGUGAACGAGGAUUGAGAUUGGAUGAACAGGUACAGGAGCACGAGCAAUUAGAGGAGCUACGUAGACUAGGCCAGCAAGAGCGCCAUAUAGAACAGCGGCUACGGGAGCUGCGGCACCAGUUAGAAAAAAUAAGAGACACUUUACGCACGCAAAGACAAGGAUAUGAGAAUUAUCUACAACAGGAGCAGGAAAGAAAUGAUUCAGAGGCGAAUAAACGUGAAAAAGAGAAGUGGUACGAGUGGAACAGACAGCGUGUGGAGGGGCAACGAGAAAUCGAGGAAUGGCUACUACGUGAGCACGAUAAGCGGCAACGCGCAGACGAGAUGGAGGGACGCGAAAGCGCACAAGAAAGUGAAAGCGAGGAUAGUCCACAACAACAAGAACGAGAGCAACAGGGACAACAACAACAGAGAAGAUAUCCAGCUCAAUCACUAAAUAAGCCACCGCAAGUACCCGUUUGGUACACAAAUCUCAAAGAGAAACAGAGGCAAGAAGAAGAGGAAAAAGGACGACGACAAAACCCUCAGGACUAUCCGGCAGAAUCGCAGAAUCAACGACCGCCACCAUCUCGAUGGUUAUUGUACCCUCAACCAGCGCCGCCGCAAUCAUGGAAACAAGAGCAAGGUCAAUCGCAAUGGCCGGAUAGUGACAGUUCUUCUUCUAGCAGUCCGAUAAGGAGAAAACGGGGCACAUAUGUAGAAGACGUUGAAGAAGAAGAGGAGGAGGAGGAUCAGGAGGAAGGAUACGGAGUAUCAUCGUCAAAGAGAGCGCGAAAGGAGGGGCCAGAACCAGACCAAGUACCUGGUAUUGCAGCAGCACAAGCAGCAACGCUGGCACUACAGCGUGUCAUAGAAGAAACACCACAACGAGCUGAAGGACGACCAGCACAAACUCCAGGACAGGGUUCACGACAGCUCCUACCAGCAGCAGAGAUAAGAGAACAACAAACAUCAGAUGGAAUGCAAGUGUCAGCAAUAUUUACCAAUCCAAGAACAAGAGCAGUGAUAAGACCAGAGGGGUUCGCCGGGCGUCCACCACGAAUAAGCGGUGGAGCUUGGCUCAUAACGAAUCAGGAGGCAGUAGAUGCACGAGACAGAAUACAAGAAGAUCGAAGAACAUCUGAACUACAGGCAGAGCUAGAACAGUCUACAACGAGACCAGUAAUAGAUGAUGAUUAUGAGCCUCCGUCAUCUCCAUCUCCACCUCGACGCCCAACAAGACCGGUGCGGAGACUAUCGCCUUCAUCAUCACCGCCACCACUAGCCCUAACUUCAAAUGCUGCUCAACAACCAGCUCCAAUUGAGCCUCCAGUUAAUCAUCAACCGCCGAUUUAUUUACCCGGCCCAUCUACAACUCGAUCAACAACUUAUCCACAAGCUCCGGCUCUGGAUGAGCCAUCAGUCUUACCUCAGGUUCAACCAGCAACCAAACUUGGAGAAGCCCCUGCAGAAGAACCUACAGCAUCACAAUCACUAUCAACCCCAGAUCCAGCUGCAGAUCCAGCUCCCACCCGUAGUCCAACAAGAAGAGGCCAGACUCAAACGACUGCAACCAGCCCAAUCCUAAAGGGCAGUCGUAUCAGAAGACAAACAUCAGCGGGAAGAGAAUCCAAAGCGCAGGAGGCAGCCCGUCGUCGGCCGAGACGAGGACAAUGGCAAACGCAGCACCAGAGCCAGAUUCAGGAUCAGACUCAACCCCUAGACCAAAACCAGAUUGUGAAUCAGAAUCCCGGGCAGGCACCCGCACAAAAUACUCCUCGAUCACAACAUAUGAAUAGAACACGGAGGCGCACCCGGCCCUAUGAUGCGAUGACCUUGCGUCGUAGUACGCGGAACAGGAAGCCCCCUGACCGUUAUGUUCCUGCAGGGUGGUAG